Eucalyptus grandis is the source of this 714-nucleotide messenger RNA. RefSeq names its product G-type lectin S-receptor-like serine/threonine-protein kinase At4g27290. Gene Ontology annotation, biological process: recognition of pollen. The record is from RefSeq and is a predicted model, not a curated record. The transcript is spliced from 2 exons. NCBI's taxonomy places the organism in Eukaryota, Viridiplantae, Streptophyta, Magnoliopsida, Myrtales, Myrtaceae. The coding region runs from base 1 to 714 and encodes 237 amino acids.
AUGGGCAUCCUCGGUGUUCUGCUUUUUGCAGAAAGCUUGAUCUGGUUCUGGGGAUCCUCGGUCGCAGUUGACACAGUAUAUGCAUCUCAAUCAAUCAGUGAUGGGGAGACACUAGUUUCGAGUGGUGGAACCUUCGAAUUAGGAUUUUUCAGUCCAGGUAAUCUCACAGAUCGAUACUUGGGAAUUUGGUAUAAGAAUGUCCCUGUAAGAACCGUUGUCUGGGUUGCAAAUAGAAGCAAGCCAAUUAAUGACUCUUCAGGCACGUUGAUGGUUGUCAGCACAGGCAAUCUUGUCCUCCUCAGCCAGAAUACUAGUGUUGUUUGGUCAACUAACUCUAUGAAACAGGCCCAAACUCCAGUUUUACAGCUCUUGGAUAGUGGAAAUCUCGUGCUGAGAGACAAUGGAAAUGACAUGAAGAUCGGAUGGGAUGCAAAUAGCAGUCUAGAACGGCACUUAACUUCUUGGAUGAGUCUCGAUGACCCAUCUCCUGGAGAUUUCACUUGGGGGUUGGAGAGAAGUAACUAUCCUGAGCUUGUAGCAUGGAAGGGAUCAAAUAAGUACUUCAGAAGUGGACCUUGGAAUGGACUCCGUUUCAGCGGCGCACCACAGUCAGGAGCCAAUCCUGUCUUUUCAUAUAAGUUCAUAAACAAUGGAACUGAGGUGUACCAUACAUUUGAUGUGGAGAAAAAUCACAGCUUGUUAGGAUUGUUGUGA